Molecule: messenger RNA, 2930 nt
Organism: Coregonus sp. 'balchen'
Lineage: Eukaryota; Metazoa; Chordata; Actinopteri; Salmoniformes; Salmonidae
Source: the annotation of a GenBank genome assembly
CAGCGGCCAUGUCGGAUGCGUUUGAUGAAACACAGGAAAGACGAAAGGAAGAACAUCUUUGUUUACAUUUGUCCGAAGAAGCAGGAAAAGUUUAAAUUGUAUUAGUUUCACCGGCUCAUUUUGGUUUCGAAAUGAGCUAGACACUUUUUCUUGUUGAAUUACUUUGCAAACAAUGACAAACGAUCCAAUUGUCCUGUUUAGUUAGCUCUCUGGAGCAUGAUGAUGUCUGCUUGCUACGUGGGUAGCUAGCUAGCUAUCGAUGUUAGCAACAAUCAGUCGCUAACUAAACAGUUCACGGAGGACGACUGACUAUGAUAUUUGACCUCCGAUGUUAUUAAGAAAUUAAAAGAUUGUUAUCAAAGUUUUUAAAAAUGGAUAUCAGUCUAUCAGUUUCCCUUAUGCAGGGCCAGAUGGGUACCGUGAUAGAGAGAGCCGUGAGUGCCGCUGUUGAGACGGUGUUGGGGGAGAUGCUGAAGGUGGUCGGUAUUAAAUUCGACGAGCUGAAGAGGGAGGUCGCAGCAAAAGAAAAAGAGACCGAGCGCUUCAGACAGAUGCUGGAGAUUUCCCGAUGUCAGAUAAAGACAAUGCGGAAGUACAUGAACGCUCUGGGUGCCAGGCAGCAGACCAACCAGAGGACAGCAUUCGGCCAUUCGGAUCCGCACAGAGCUCACGGUUCCUCAGCGGCUGCAUCCGAGGCAGCACAGUCCUCGGGUUUACCACAACCACAGAGAAGGACAGUUACGAACAACACCCAAAUGUCCAUUACAAAUGGAAACGUACUGCCAAGGAAUGAAAUCACUGUCACCCUACCCUCUGAUAACUUGGCCAGAUCCUCCCAACCUUCUGAGAAUAUGAUCAGGGCCACAUCGUCGUUUGACAGCCAUGAUGACCUGACUGCCAUGGUCUCACAAGUUCUGGAGGACCCAUCAUUGAUCACCACUGUCUCUGCAAUGAAUAGUUCAUCAGAGCACCUGGAACCUUUGAAAGGUAAAAUAACAUAUGCCUUGUUUGAGAAUGCAUGGGUAUUGUUUUGUGUUUGCUUGAGUGUGUGUAAAUUGAUGGCCUGACUAAAACCUAGUCCAGCCCUAUUGACUGACACCUAGUCCAGCCCUAUUGACUGACACCUAGUCCAGCCCUAUUUACUGACACCUAGUCCAGCGCUAUUGACUGACACCUAGUCCAGCGCUAUUGACUGACACCUAGUCCAGCCCUAUUGACUGACACCUAGUACAGCCCUAUUGACUGACACUUAGUCCAGCCCUAUUGACUGAAACCUAGUCCAGCCCUAUUGACUGACACCAGAACUUGUGAGACUGAAACCUAGUCCAGCCCUAUUGACUGACACCUAGUACAGCCCUAUUGACUGACACCUAGUACAGCCCUAUUGACUGACACCUAGUACAGCCCUAUUGACUGACACCUAGUACAGCCCUAUUGACUGACACCUAGUACAGCCCUAUUGACUGACACCUAGUACAGCCCUAUUGACUGACACCUAGUACAGCCCUAUUGACUGACACCUAGUACAGCCCUCUAUAUUCCCCCUGUGUUGGUUGACAUACAUGUUACCUCUCUAGAACCAGAGGUGUCUGAUGAGAGCCAGAGGAGGGAGGAGGAAGAAGAGUGUGAGGCUGAGUGGACCAUCAGUACACAGCCACCAGAGACCAGCACAGACUCUGGGAACCAGCUGGUCCUCUCCCCGCUCAGGACUGACGGAGCAGAUUGCUUUGCCACCACGGCUGCCGGGAGUGCCCAGUCACCCUCCCAGUUCCUGUCCCAGCCUCAGCUCCAGGUGAAAGAGGAGGAGGCGGAGGUGGAGAUCAUCUGUAUCAAGCAGGAACCUGAGGAGGUUGAGAGUCUGCUGUUCAACCUGGCUUCUGAGGUCCUCAACUCCCAGGGCAACCUUUUAGACAGGCACACUCAGGGGAAUCUCCUGGACUGUCACAGGACAGUACCCUCACAGGGCCAGAGAGACAGGACAGUACCCUCACAGGGCCAGAGAGACAGGACAGCUUCCCGUCCCUCACAGAGCCAGAUGACCUUAGCAGAGCACACAGCGUUCACCUCAGCCAGCCCUUGUACAUGUGAGUAGAGUACAGAUCUGCUGUGUUGUUGUUUCUGUGUGUCAGUUCAAUAGGUUGUUACAUAGCUUGGUCCCUGAUCUGUUUGUGCUGUAUAGCCAAGUCCUAUGAUCGUUCUACCAGAGGACUUGGCCAGACAGCACAAACAGAUCUGGAACCAGGCUACAUAUUACACACCUGACCCAAUGACUUGUUGUUCUGUCCUCUUCAUUCUCAGAUGGGCUGUCCCAGCCAGUGAAGUCCAUGUCAGGAGGAGUUGCUCCCAGGCCGAUGGUGCGUCCGUGGCCCAAGGACCUGAGUCUGUACGAGGAGUUUAAAAUGAGACGAACUGAGCAGAGGCGGAGGAGCCAGAACCGUCGGAGGGAGAUGGAGAAGAAUCUUCCCCAGCCUCUAUUAGCUGACCUGGUGAAGGAGAGACGGGAGAAGACCCGGCUCAGAGUGGCCCGCUGGAGAGCCAAGAGGAAGCUGCAGGCCUGCCUACUGACCCAGAUGACCCAGACACAACACCGUCAGGCUAGCCAGGGUCUGGGCCAGGGGAACAGUGGGCUGGGGAAUCAUAGCCAGAUUAGCCACCACACACAGCACGAAACCACAGGCCCCGCUCAGACUCAGCAGAGGAACAGUGCUGCCGUCUCUCAAUCUCAGUACAAUAACAGUUUUCUGUACAACCGAACUCACUGUGAGACUGGGGCUGGUAACAUUGACUGCACUCCAUUCCAGUUCAACUCCUCCUCUCUGAUGCUGGGUCAACAUGGAGGACACAGUAUGGUGGAGCAUGUCAUGCAGCCUGCGACGACGUCAUCCUCACAGCAGGGCCUCUCCCUGACUGACUCAGAGCUCUACCAGUAA